AUGCGUUUCUCCCCCCUCUUCGCGUCUGCCGCAUUGGCAUUCGCAUCCCAAGCUUUCGCUCAAGACUACAUUAUCCGUAAUUGGUGCCCAGAGCCCAUCGAAUGGUUCAUCGGGCUAGAGUCCCAAGGGACACUCGCAACUGGCGCCAGUGCUCUUCGUCCGAACCUGGGAACUAGCCCCGGCUUCAUCUACACCACCGCGAAUGGCGGUAUUCGCGACGGCCAGCUUGUCGCAACCCGCGCCGGGUUCUUCUUCGAGCCCAACUACUGGUGGUACUACAUCGUUCGAGACGGGAACAGCGACAAUUUCAACACUGGCAUCAGUAUCACACCCAGCCGACUUCCCGAGGAUGGUUUCUGCACCACUGCUGCAUGUCGAGACGGCAACUGCACUACUGCAGCUCGAACCCCGCCGGUUUUCAAUGGCGGUCCACCGCCGGCCGAUGCCCCUGCACCCAACCCUCCAGGCUACCGCUGCAAACACUCUGACACCAACUUUGACAUAACAUUCUGCCCUGGCUUCAACUGGCCAUCCGCGCGAGGAGCGCAGGUCGUACCGAAUGGGAACACCAGAAAGUGCAUGGACGUUCGAGGCAACGCUCUCGAGAACGGAACGCCUGUCCAGAUUUACGACUGCAACGACACCGAUGCGCAACGCUGGCUGCUCAGCUUUGGAUCCACCCAGGUUAGGCUCGCUGGGACCAACUUUUGCUUGGAUGCCGGAUCCAACCAGGUCCAGGCAAUGGCGUCCAGAUGA
Messenger RNA from Coprinopsis cinerea okayama7#130, 756 nucleotides. Its product is annotated as G-X-X-X-Q-X-W domain-containing protein. The record is from RefSeq and is a predicted model, not a curated record. The transcript has 5 exons. NCBI's taxonomy places the organism in Eukaryota, Fungi, Basidiomycota, Agaricomycetes, Agaricales, Psathyrellaceae. The coding region runs from base 1 to 756 and encodes 251 amino acids.